Theileria annulata is the source of this 1056-nucleotide messenger RNA. RefSeq lists its product as uncharacterized. Gene Ontology annotation, cellular component: Golgi apparatus. The record is from RefSeq and is a predicted model, not a curated record. Lineage: Eukaryota; Apicomplexa; Aconoidasida; Piroplasmida; Theileriidae. Gene Ontology annotation, biological process: Golgi organization. Bases 1 to 1056 code for a protein of 351 amino acids. The transcript has 3 exons. Gene Ontology annotation, molecular function: protein binding.
AUGGGAGCUUCUUCUUCCAAAUGUCCACCGAAUGGAGGCCUUCGAGUCCAUAGAGUCUAUCCCAACGGUCCUGGAGAUGUUGCCGGUAUUGAACCUUUCUUCGACUACAUAUUGGAUGUCGACGGGUACACUUACACAGACGACUCGGAUGAGACUUUGAACCUAUUCACCAAAUACGUUAACGACCACGAGAACCAGCAAAUAUCCCUAACAGUGUAUAACGCCCGUAAGAAGAAUAUUCGGGACGUAUACAUAGUUCCACAGAAGUGGGAUGGAAUAGGAUUACUUGGACUAACACUGAAGUUUGGUUUGUUUAGCUGCCUGGAUGAGGGGGCACAUAUUGUUCACGUGUAUGAUAAGUCACCAGCACAAAAAGCUGGACUCAUGCCAAUAACGGAUUAUCUGUUGGGUACAAAUUUACAGUUGUUCUACGACCUCGACUGCGUUCGGAUCCAUGUGGCUAACAAGGUGGACAAGGAGGUUGUUCUGAUAGUUUAUAACAGUGUUACUGAGACGGUUCGGAGGGCCUUAAUUGUGCCCAGGGAAAAUUGGGGUGGAAGGGGCACACUAGGAUGUGACCUUGCAAAGGGUUAUAUACACCGUAUACCCUACGUCAAGUCGCUCUUCACUUAUCCUACCAUUGAAACCUUCCCUUCAAUCAACUCUCAGUCUUCCAGCACCUCCAAGGACGUCGUGGAUACCAUUGACCUCUCACUUGGAAACGUCAACAACUACUACGCAAAUACCGAUAACAGCACUAUUCGGGAGGAUAUGUCUCCUUCUGAAAGAUUUAACCUGUCAGUCAGUUUAGAAUCUGGUGGACUGGAUGAAAAAAACUUCGAGGCUGAGGCUGAGGCUGAAAAUUUCGUUGAACAGAAAGACGAUAAUUCUCUUGAUAAUGCCGCUCCAAACAAACAAGCCGUUGAAAUUAACCUUAGCCCAAAUGACUCUUCUACUAACUUGGUCGAUGAGAACUCAAGUCAUGACUCCAACGAUACAGUCUAUGAUAACUUGGGACCCGCCGCUGAACCCGUUGAUAAGAGUGAAGAGGAUUAG